Lotus japonicus is the source of this 531-nucleotide messenger RNA. RefSeq lists its product as uncharacterized. NCBI's taxonomy places the organism in Eukaryota, Viridiplantae, Streptophyta, Magnoliopsida, Fabales, Fabaceae. The coding region runs from base 1 to 531 and encodes 176 amino acids. The transcript has a single exon. The record is from RefSeq and is a predicted model, not a curated record.
AUGGCGAAAUAUGCACAUGAUUUGCUUUCUCGUGCUAUGAUGCUUGAGGCCAAUCAUGUUUCCACGCCCUUGGCUGCUGUUUCUCAUCUUGUCAGUUCUGGUGAGGCUUACUCGGAUCUUACGCAUUAUCGCUCUUUGGUUGGGGCCUUGCAGUAUUUGACUAUUACUCGACCUGACUUGUCCUAUGCUGUUAACACAGUUAGUCAGUUCCUUCAGGCUCCGACUGUGGAUCAUUUUCAGGCUGUCAAACGAAUUCUUAUUUAUGUGUGUGGCACGCAACACUUUGGUCUUACGUUUCGCCGUACCUCUUCCCCCGCUGUUCUUGGUUAUAGUGAUGCAGAUUGGGCUCGCUGCACGGACACUCGCCGCUCUACUUAUGGCUACGCUAUUUUUCUUGGUGAUAAUCUUUUGUCUUGGAGUGCUAAGAAACAAUCUACUGUUGCUCGCUCUAGUUGUGAAUCUGAGUACCGAGCUAUGGCUACGCUAUUUUUUCUUUUAUCACUUUUUGUGCCACAUCAUCUACAGAUUUGA